Messenger RNA from Mugil cephalus (flathead mullet), 1166 nucleotides. RefSeq names its product C-type natriuretic peptide-like (gene nppcl). The record is from RefSeq and is a predicted model, not a curated record. Gene Ontology annotation, biological process: cGMP biosynthetic process; receptor guanylyl cyclase signaling pathway. Gene Ontology annotation, molecular function: hormone receptor binding; hormone activity. Lineage: Eukaryota; Metazoa; Chordata; Actinopteri; Mugiliformes; Mugilidae. Gene Ontology annotation, cellular component: extracellular region. The coding region runs from base 283 to 678 and encodes 131 amino acids. The transcript has 3 exons.
CUGAUGCCCCAGCAUUCAGCCUCUGCCAAGUGGACGGACGCAAGAGGAAGACGACCGUCCUUCCAAUUCCAUCACAGAGUGAGGAAGGGGAGGAGCCAGCUGAGUGAGAUAGUGAUGCUCCCAGCAGGUGCCAACAAGUGAGGUAGCAGACUGAGAGCGACUGAGGGAGAUGGAGAAGAGUCUGUGAGCGCAGAAGAUACCCAGAGAUUUGAGAGAGAACAGACAGGCGCUGUGUUCCCAGUUUUCUUUCUCCAGAUAUUCAGACUCCUCGUCUCUGCUGCCAUGCUGUGUCCUGUGCUGCUCUGUGCCGCUCUCCUCCUCCUGACUCCCUUGGAGAUCACAGAGGCUCGCGCUCUGCAUCCUUCUCCCGAUGCUGUGCAGUUUAUGGAGCAGUUUCUGGAACGCUACAAUGACCUUCUGACCCUGGACGACUUGGAGAACCUGUUGAACAGCCAGCCGGAGGAGCAGUCCACCUUCUCCUCAGGGGCGAAAGCCGUCGACAACCCCAAAUGGGCUGACGCGCAGACGCAGCCUGAGACCCCCUGGCUCCGUCUGCUGAAGGGGGCCCUGGCCAACCAGAAGAGAGCAGAGCCAGACCGGUCACGCAGGGGAUGGAACCGAGGAUGCUUUGGCCUGAAACUGGAUCGGAUCGGAUCCAUGAGCGGACUGGGCUGUUAGUGGAAAGAGAGCAGGAAAAAAACAAAAAAAAAAAAACAAGACUGGUAACAUCAUUCAUAGGUUAUAACAACAAAAAAAAACACACAACACAUGAAAAGGCAUUCCCCUGCAGAGAAGGAUGUUUAUAUGCGUGUAGACUACAUAUAGUAUGAUGUGAACUUGCAGUGUUACUAAUGAGGUUUCAUCCAGGAUAGGUCAGAGGCUUCACAGUUUAUUUCAUGUGUAAGUAUUAAACCGAGUAGUAGAAAAUGUGAGCUGUGUUUACAUCAAAUGAUCAUCCUUUAUCUUUGGGCUUGUUUUUCCGAGUAAUUCGUCUCUUUCUGUAUUUCUAGCUUUGUCUGCGUGCAGUACACGUAUAGAUGUGAAGACGUUUCAUAGCCAGGGGAUUGUUUCUAAAAUGGAAAUCCAGAAAUGAUGGUACCUAUAAUUCUUGCGGUUUAUUUUUAUGUUUACUUAAUGAUUUGCAUGAAUAAAUGGAUUUGACAUUU